This is a messenger RNA of Drosophila innubila, 692 nucleotides long. RefSeq lists its product as uncharacterized. Bases 6 to 569 code for a protein of 187 amino acids. Lineage: Eukaryota; Metazoa; Arthropoda; Insecta; Diptera; Drosophilidae. The transcript is spliced from 3 exons. The record is from RefSeq and is a predicted model, not a curated record.
AGUCCAUGCCACCAAAAGAUGCCCCCAAUUUGGGUCUGUAUGUGGUGCAGGGCAUGCGUAAGUAUUUGCUCAUUGGAUUGGCCCUGGACACCUUUAAGGCGUUGGUUAGCUGCGUCAAAAGUGGACACUGGCAAUUGAAGCACCUACGCUUGGAGUCUAUGGCCUUGCUUGGAUGUUACGCUGGCAUCUAUCGGACGACGCUUAGUUAUCUGCAAAGCCAGCAGAAGUUGAGCGAACCAUUGAAGCAAAUCCUGGCCAGCUUUCUAGGCGGCAUCAGCUAUGUUUGCUAUCCUAAACUAACCAUUUUGAGCUAUGCCCUCUUGGAGGCAGGUCGCACACUUUGGGGCAAGUACAACAAACGCAAAGGGAAGAGAUUUGGUUAUGGUGACUUGGUGUAUCCACUUUCCCUGGCCUAUCUUAUCCACACAUAUGUGCUCCAACCCCACAAAGUCAGUGGCUUGGCGGCCAUGAUCAUUGACAGCAACACGGCCAACUAUGCCAGCCAAAUUAGAAGGAACUUGAACCAGUUUAUGCUUAUGAAUCGGGAAGAGUUUCAAACUUUAUCCUAGCUGCAAUUAAGAGCGAAUGUAAAGAUCUAUGGUAUAGUAAAUGUCUAAGCACUUAAAACAAUUUAAAUCUGAAAAAUAAUAAAAAAAACCAUGUUUGCCUAGCGGUCGACAUUAAACCUUCAA